This is a messenger RNA of Styela clava, 1793 nucleotides long. Lineage: Eukaryota; Metazoa; Chordata; Ascidiacea; Stolidobranchia; Styelidae. The record is from RefSeq and is a predicted model, not a curated record.
AAAAAUCGAAGAAAUGUAUGAAAAAAGGUUGAGUUCUGUCAAGAUAGCUUAGUACCUUUCAACCUUCUUCCUACAGUAAAUACUACUCUGAAAUAUCAUGGAUUCAAUUAGACUUUCAAAUAUUGAAUUUGGCCUUAAGCAUUCGACUCACAAGAAUCAAGCAGGCUUAUCUGAUGAUCUUGAAAGUGUGGAAGACACCUAUGAUCUCGUUGAAGUCUUACACAAACACAAAAACGACCCGGUAUCAGUUAUACAAGAUUGUGUCAAAGAAAUAUUCAUAGUAAAUUAUGAGCUGCAAGACCAAAACAUCAAAGUUUUUCAUUCAACUAUCUCAAAAUGUGAUUUCUUGGAAUCAUUAAAAUUGCAUUAUUGUGGAAACUCUGUAAAUCUAGAAAAAUUUCUGGACAGCCUUAAAAAUAUGAAUUGCCAGAUUGAGAAAAUCUCAAUAUGGGGAAUGUGCAAAUUGGUACAAUACUUCGAAACAUUGGUUAUGGUGAUGAGAAAAUCGAAAACCAAAACAUUGGAAAUUCAAGCUGUCCAACUAAAAAGUGAAGAUUUAACAGAAAUGCAAAAUGUUCUUGUAAAGCAUUCAUCCAAUAAGUUAAGUCAGCAUUUCUUAACCUGGGGUAAACUUACCCCUGGGGGGAAAUUUCGUUAUUGUGAAAAAAGAUUUUGAACAAAAACAAAUCACAUCUAUUUGCUUGUUUUGUUGCGAGAAAUUAGUAUUAGCGUAUUAUUAACAGUAGUCCUAUGUUUUAAACGAAAUUGAAAACCAUCACCUAUAAAUAAGUCGAGUUCUUUGUCAUUUUAACCAUUCCAUUAAAUUUUGACCCUUCCCCCCUUAAAAUAUUUGAAAAAAUUGCUAAUAACGUGUUUGAUUUCAUUGUACUGAUAUCGUCAAUUAUUUUUGUCAGCGGGGCAUGUUAUUUUGGGCGUAAACACCUUAAUGUCAGUUUUUAUUCUCACUAAAUCAGAAAUUCCCUUAAACAUAAGUAUGUCUUGUGCCAUGACAACGAUGAUAACCAUUUUUUGUAGUACAGAAUUACAAAUCAAGUCAAUGUUUUAUAAGUUCAUUGGCAGGGAGAUGCUAAAGACAAAUAAAGGAUUGAAUCAGUAAUCCAAAUAUUUUUCGAAAAGCAGCAAUAUAAAAUACUAAAAAUAAAACCGAAAACAAUACAAGUUUUGUCAUAGGAGGCCGGCGACUAUUGAAAACAAUUCUUUAGCCACUGUGAAAUGCAAAAUUUUGUGUGCCUACAGCACACAUUAUUUUCAUUAUUCAUUAUUGGAAAUGAUACCGUCCUAAAUGAAAUUAAAAUACAGUCAAUUGUGCCUGUAUGAAAAGGGGCGUAUUCGCGGCGAGGGCGCUUCAGAGGCCUUUCUGAGUGGAUUUUUUAACAAGCGCGUAAUCGCGACGACUGUUUCAGGAGGAAAUGGGAAUUAUAUUCCCCCCUCCCUUUGAAAUUUUUAUUUCUCAGUGUGUUCUGUGCAUGAAAACCUUUCCAAACAAUACCAUGAAAACUGCACCAAUAAAACAGGUCCUAUUAACAAGCAUGAUAAGUAAAAAGCGUUUUCUUGAGUCAAGAUUGCCUUUUCUAAUAAAUUGAAAGAUGAACAAGUCCGGCACCAUUUGGCAGACUAACAAUACUGCUGUACAUGCUAUAUAUGGGGUAAACAUUAAAGAACACAUACGAUUGGAAAAAUUAUUCUGAAAGCUUUUUAUGAUCAAAAUUCCCUCGCACUCUCUAUUCCCCCCCCCCAAACUUUCCCUCCACCCUUUUGUUCACUCCCAUCGA